CAAAAUGGUAGGCAUCUUAUAAUAAUUAAUUGUAGAUAUUUAUAUAUAUACAGGAGUAUGAUGAGGAGGCAGAUGUAAUAUACAAUGAUGAUGAUAAUGGGGAGAAGGUGUGAAGACUGUGGUAAUCAAGCGAAGAAAGAGUGUGUGUAUAUGAGAUGCAGAACUUGUUGCAAAACCAAAGCCUUUCAUUGCCAAACUCACAUCAAGAGCACUUGGGUUCCUGCCUAUAGAAGAUCUCAAAAACAACUAUUGCAAACGCAACCGCAAGAGGAACGGCUCUCUACUAUUAGCCCUAAACGUCUCAGAGAACAUCAGCCAUCUUCUUCCCCUUCAUCAUCAGGUGUAAGAAUCCACACAACUACGGGUCAUUUUCCAGUGGAGUUGAGUUCUUUAGCUGAUUUCCGAUGCGUAAAGGUGAGUUCAAUUGACGACGGAAAAGAACAAUACGCUUAUCAGACGACGGUGAACAUUGGAGGACACGUUUUCAGAGGCAUUCUUCACGAUCAAGGCCUCGAAAAAGUGGUGGUUGAUCAUCAAUCUACUCAUCAUUAUGAUCCUCAUCAUCAUCAGCUUCAUAAUAAGCAUCAUGAUCAAGAGUUACUUCCUCCUUCAAGUUCUUCAUGUCCCUUGAUGAUAACCAGUCCUUUUACUGAUUUCAUGUCCGGUACCCGAUUUUCUUCUCAUCAAAGGUCUUAAUUAAGAAUUAUAUGUAAAUGUAUAUUUCCUUGUUAGCUAGUUAAUCUUUUCGAUGGAUACAAAAACAGAGGAAGAGAAGAAGACGAGCAUAAAUUGUGAUAUGUUUUGCUGCUCCGAUAUUUUACUUUAUUCAAAAGUACAACCAUAUUUAUAUAUAUAUACUUCAUAUUUUCUUUUUGAUUACCUCAGUUAUUC
Raphanus sativus (radish) is the source of this 891-nucleotide messenger RNA. Its product is annotated as protein SHI RELATED SEQUENCE 3. Gene Ontology annotation, molecular function: DNA-binding transcription factor activity; DNA binding. Gene Ontology annotation, biological process: positive regulation of DNA-templated transcription. NCBI's taxonomy places the organism in Eukaryota, Viridiplantae, Streptophyta, Magnoliopsida, Brassicales, Brassicaceae. Gene Ontology annotation, cellular component: nucleus. The transcript is spliced from 2 exons. The record is from RefSeq and is a predicted model, not a curated record. The coding region runs from base 85 to 696 and encodes 203 amino acids.